UACAUCUCGAAUAUGCGCGCGUCCAUGCACAGAGCUCGCGCGCUCCUGCCGCUGGAACGCCGUGCGUUCCUGUCAACCGCACUAUCUGCCGCUGGAGAACCUACAAAACAUGUCCUGUACAAGUCCCAUAUGCCAACUUCACCCCUCCAGAAAAUCGCCGUUGCCGUGGGCUCGGCCGUGUCGGUGUUCACAAACCCAGAACGUGGUGAUAUGCUUGCUGCGCUUGGUGAUGUCACUGGGGCGGUAGCGCUACGCAAAAUGCAUCUUAAGAUGUCCUCGGACCCUGUGGGCAUGCAAAUUCUAGCGGAGAAACCCCGUUUUCGGUCGAACGUUGUCGACAUCGACGCCUUGCGUGACCUUCCGCGCAACACGUUUGGAUAUGCGUACACGCAGUUCAUGGAUGCCCAUGGAUUUGAAGCCGAUGGCCGCGCCGACGUCAAAUUCGUCGACGAUCCGGAACUCGCGUACGUCCUGCAGCGAUACCGCGAGCUGCACGACUUUUGGCAUGUGUUGUUCGGUCUGCCCCCCACCGAAUUCUCCGAGAUCGCCCUCAAAUACGUCGAACUCGUGCAAACGGGGUUGCCCGUGUGCACUUUAAGCGGGUUCGUCGGCCCGUUGCGACUUAGCUCUGGUACGUGAACACGCUCUCGUCGCUCUUAAUUGCAACCCAUGACA
Molecule: messenger RNA, 675 nt
Organism: Aphanomyces astaci
Lineage: Eukaryota; Oomycota; Saprolegniomycetes; Saprolegniales; Verrucalvaceae
Exons: 2
Coding region: 13-639 (208 amino acids)
Biological process (GO): ubiquinone biosynthetic process
Cellular component (GO): mitochondrial inner membrane
Source: RefSeq, a predicted model, not a curated record